AUGGCCCUUAGGCGCUCCGCGCGCUUGAGCGCCCCCAGCAAUGCAGCUUCGCCCUUAUUGCAACCCAAAACCAAAGCAAGCAAAGCGACCAGGAGCAGCAAUGAAGAUACCAAAGUGCGAAAACCCUCAAACAAACGGAAAAAAGCGUCUCUGGACUCGAAACGGAAAAACACUGUUUCGAAUAUUCGCCAAAACAAAGCCACUACAACACUUACCGCGGUCGAUAACGUCUUCAACCCAUCAUCGGCUACUAGUGGUACUAUAAGUAGGCCACAUACUACCCCUCCUCCCCUCGAUCGACCCGUUGAACCCCAUACAACAACUGUUCCCCUCCUCACACCCCAUGGGUCCUCCUUGGUUGCAUACCCUCCUGGGGCUGAGGAGGCAUCCCCCAGCAAGACAGGCCGGCCUCGCCCAACAGCCACGACGGGGACGCUCCUUGAAAAAGCCGUUGCACAUCUAAUUGCUACGGACCCACGGCUAGAGUCCAUUAUAAAACAGCAUCCGUGUCCCCUUUUUUCCCCCGAGGGACUAGCGGAAGAGAUUGAUCCUUUUCGAAGUCUGGUCGUCAGCAUCAUCGGUCAACAGGUGUCGGGCGCUGCAGCCAGGUCGAUCAGAGACAAAUUUAUAGCGUUGUUCAACCAAGAUGGUAAAAGAGAUGGUAUAAACCCAACAAAUCACUUCCCCAUACCGGAAGAGAUUGUUCGGCUCGAUAUUCAGACGCUGCGGACCGCCGGUCUUUCCCAGCGGAAAGCCGAGUAUAUCCAAGGCCUGUCGCGGAAGUUUGCGGAUGGUGAACUGAGUGCUCAGAUGCUGCUGAGUGCCAGCGAUGAGGAACUCGUUGAGAAAUUAACUGCUGUUCGGGGUCUGGGCAAAUGGUCCGUUGAGAUGUUUGCUUGUUUCGCCCUAAAGCGAAUGGACGUGUUCUCUACAGGUGAUCUUGGUGUGCAAAGAGGAUGUGCGGCAUUCACGGGCAAAGACGUGAACAAACUCAGAGCAAAAGGAGGUGGUAAGUUCAAGUACAUGGCAGAGAAAGACAUGCUUGAGCUGGCAGCGAAAUUUGCCCCAUAUAGGACUCUUUUUAUGUGGUACAUGUGGCGGAUAGAGAACGUAGACAUCGCCGUAUUGAAUUAG
This is a messenger RNA of Aspergillus tanneri, 1134 nucleotides long. RefSeq names its product DNA-3-methyladenine glycosylase II (gene alkA). Gene Ontology annotation, cellular component: protein-DNA complex; nucleus. The record is from RefSeq and is a predicted model, not a curated record. Gene Ontology annotation, biological process: base-excision repair; base-excision repair, AP site formation; DNA alkylation repair. Gene Ontology annotation, molecular function: DNA-3-methyladenine glycosylase activity; DNA-7-methylguanine glycosylase activity; alkylated DNA binding. The transcript has 3 exons. The coding region runs from base 1 to 1134 and encodes 377 amino acids. Lineage: Eukaryota; Fungi; Ascomycota; Eurotiomycetes; Eurotiales; Aspergillaceae.